Molecule: messenger RNA, 1897 nt
Organism: Paramormyrops kingsleyae
Lineage: Eukaryota; Metazoa; Chordata; Actinopteri; Osteoglossiformes; Mormyridae
Gene: ttll9
Product: tubulin tyrosine ligase-like family, member 9
Biological process (GO): protein polyglutamylation; microtubule cytoskeleton organization
Cellular component (GO): ciliary basal body
Molecular function (GO): tubulin binding; tubulin-glutamic acid ligase activity
Source: RefSeq, a predicted model, not a curated record
GAUUCGCUUCAGUUCAUCAGUAUUUUACAGUCUCUAUUCACGCAGCAAUUUCCAGUCCAUUCUGGUUCGCCAGCACUGUAAUCGCAAUGUUUGUUAAAUCUCCAAAAACGUUUAAUUUGAAUUUAAUUUGGAAUAUUUUUCUGCCGAAAAAAUACAAACCGCCGGCUGUGCUCGAACACAGGAGUGUAGGUGCUCGGGUUACUACGGUUAAUGACAAACCUGUUACUAUGGUAAAUGACAACACUGCAGCUGCUUCAUCACUCCAUCGGCAAAUUUGCAACAAAAUAGUGAGCUGGAAGUUAUACACUGAUUAUAAAAGCUGAUUUUGGACAGAGGGUAACCGGGUUGCUUCUUGGCUGGAUGAACAAGCUAAGAAAUGUCUAAAAAUAAGACUGCGGGAUAUAGAGGCCAUCACAGCUACCAAAAGAGGAAAGAGGCGGAAGCAAGGAGUUUUAUAAGAUACAGGUGUGGCUUCACCAACACUAUACAAGAUGUACUUCGCCAGAGGCCUGGAUGGGUCGAGGUCAAAGAGGAUGAAGAGUGGGAUUUCAACUGGUGCGAUGUGGGCUGGCUGAGGGAGAACUUUGAUCACUCAUACAUGGAGGAGCACGUGCGAAUAUGCCAUUUUCGGAAUUAUUAUGAGCUAACACGCAAGAACCUGAUGGUGAAGAACCUCAAGAGAUACCGCAAGACCCUGGAGCGUGAGGUCGGCCACGUGGAGGCGGCCAAGUGUGACUUUUUCCCUUGUACCUUUGAGCUGCCCAGCGAGUACCACCUGUUUGUGGAAGAGUUCAAGAGGAACCCGAAAAGCACUUGGAUCAUGAAGCCAGUGGCACGGUCACAAGGAAAAGGCAUCUUUCUGUUCCGGAAGCUGAAAGACAUCAUGGAUUGGAAGAAGGAUGGCAGCCGCUUAGAGGAACAGCGGGACGAGGCCCAGGUGGAGAGCUACGUCGCCCAGCGCUAUAUAGAGAACCCCUACCUCAUCGGCGGCAGGAAAUUUGAUCUGCGUGUAUAUGUACUGGUAUCCUCAUACCUGCCUUUGAAGGCGUGGCUGUAUCGGGAUGGAUUUGCCCGCUUCUCCAAUACGCGAUUCUCUCUCAGCAGUAUCGAGGAUCAGUACAUCCAUCUCACCAACGUGGCAGUGCAGAAGACUGCACCAGAUUAUGACCCAGAAAGGGGCUGUAAGUGGCCGAUGCAGCAGUUGCGUCGGUACCUCACAGCAAAGCAUGGUGCUCAUGCGGUGGAGACCCUGUUCAGGGACAUCGACAACGUAUUUGUGCAUAGCCUGCAGAGCGUUCAGAAGGUCAUCAUCAAUGACAAGCACUGCUUCGAGCUCUACGGCUACGACAUCCUCCUGGACCAAGACCUUAAGCCGUGGCUUAUCGAGGUAAAUGCUUCGCCCUCCCUAACCCCCAGCAGCCAGCAGGACUACGAGAUGAAAUGCCAUCUUCUGGAGGACACCCUGCACGUGGUUGACAUGGAAGGCAGACUCACUGGCAGGGAGAAGCAGGUCGGGGGAUUCGACCUCAUGUGGAACGACGGCCCAGUGUCCCGAGAGAACAGCGGCCUGGAAACCCUGGGGAGCUCAUGCUUCAGUCCAAACACGAACUUAGGUUGUUUCAAUGACAGAGAAAACCAGCUACGACACCUCAAAGUCCUGCCUGGCCAGAAGAGCGCAUGACAGAUUGUUACUUAACGUAUUAAACUGAACUCCCUCCUGACAUUUAUACAUAUCAGGAAAUUAGAGAAUAUAAAAGAGACUAAAGUAUAAAAGGUGUAUGUAAAUAUAAAUUAUAAAAGAGAUAUAAAAGGAAAACAUAACAUAAUGGCAGUGAAUAUAAGUGACUACCUCCGUAUAAUCACCCUUAAUAAACCUGCUUAUUGUGUUUUUCUGUGA